UUCCUGUUAAUCGGUUGUUUAUAACCAUAAUUAGAUACAGCAAUUAUUUAUAACCGUAUUUAGAUACAAUAAAUUUAUGUGGUGAUAUAAGAACGUGGUGCAUGUCAAGUAGAUAAUUUAUAACCAUAAUUUAGAUAAAACAAUCAUUUAAAUGACAGCAGAGAAAUAGCGAUAGGCCCACUUGGCCGAUGAAGAUUCCCACUUGACCCCCAAAGACUUGAGAGAGAGAGAAAAACAGAGACGAAAGAUCAUCGACCACGAAGCAAUCGGCGAUUUGUGAGGAGAGCAGAGUCGAGAAAAUAGUCAAUGUCUCCUCUCCCCCGUCUUGCUCACGACACGUACUCCUCAAUGUCUCAAGUUCGAAGCUUUAAAGCAUCCAUUCCUAAAUGGGAAGAUAUCCUUACCCGAAUCAGCCUCUGGUGGGAGCAAGCAAGGGCUGUGGUAGUUGUGCCUGUCUUCAAGUUCCUGGUGGUUCUAUGUUUGGUCAUGUCCGUGAUGCUCUUCGUUGAGAUGAUGUACAUGGGACUUGUGGUAGCGUAUAUCAAGUUGUUCAAGAGGAAACCAGAGAAAGUUUACAAAUGGGAAGCUAUGGAGGAGGAGGAUGUUGAGUGUGGUAGUGAAAGCUUCCCUAUGGUUCUUGUGCAGAUUCCUAUGUACAACGAAAAAGAGGUUUGUGAGCAAUCUAUUGCAGCUGCUUGCAAAAUCUCAUGGCCAGCGAAUCGUAUAAUAAUUCAAGUGCUGGAUGACUCCACAGAUCCAGCUAGUAAGGAAUUGGUGAAAGAGGAAUGUGAGAGAUGGUCGAAAGAAGGUGUCAACAUAACAUUUGAGAUAAGAGAUAACAGGAAAGGAUACAAAGCUGGUGCGCUGAGAGAAGGAAUGAAGCAUAGCUAUGUGAAGCAGUGUGACUAUGUUGCUAUCUUUGACGCUGAUUUCCAGCCUGAGCCUGACUUCCUCUUCCGUACCGUUCCUUUCCUAAUCCACAAUCCCAAGUUAGCACUUGUUCAAGGCCGUUGGGAGUUUGUGAAUGCUGGUCAAUGCAUGAUGACGAGAUUGCAGGAGAUGUCUCUGAGUUACCACUUCAUGGUAGAACAGCAAGUUGGAUCGUCAACAUUUGCCUUCUUUGGGUUUAAUGGAACGGCUGGUGUAUGGAGAAUCUCAGCGCUGAAUGAGUCAGGUGGAUGGAAUGACCAGACAACAGUAGAAGACAUGGACUUAGCUGUAAGAGCCACACUCAGAGGCUGGAAAUUACUAUACCUCGAUGAUCUCAAGGUGAAAAGUGAGUUACCUUGUUCCUUCAACGCUCUGCGUAGCCAGCAGCAUAGAUGGACUUGUGGCCCUGCAAAUCUAUUCAGGAAAAUGGCUGGACAAAUAAUAAGAAGCGAGAAUGUUUCUGUAUGGAAGAAGUUGUAUAUGUUGUACAGCUUCUUCUUCAUGCGCAAGAUCGUGGCUCACAUACUCAGCUUCUGCUUCUAUUGUGUUAUCUUGCCAGCUACUGUGUUGUUCCCUGAAGUCACAGUUCCUAAAUGGGCUGCGUUUUAUCUCCCUUCUUUGAUCACUCUCCUCAUCGCACUCGGUAGACUAAGAUCAAUCCACCUUUUAGCAUUCUGGGUUCUGUUUGAGAAUGCAAUGUCGCUGCUUAGAACAAAGGCUCUGGUCAUGGGCUUGUUUGAAACUGGAAGAGUUCAAGAAUGGGUUGUGACAGAGAAAUUAGGUGAUGGUCUCAAGACGAAGCUGAUUGCGCAAGAACCUAAUGAACAUCAUGUCAGAUUCAGAGAUAGGGUGCAUUUGAUGGAGCUAUUGGUUGGAGCGUACCUGUUGUUCUGCGGAUGCUAUGACAUCAUCUACGGGAAGAGGACACUGUUUUUGUACCUUCUGUUCCAGUCAAUGGGCUUUUUCAUUGUUGGUUUUGGAUUUGUGGGCAAAUAUGUUGCUGCUGCUUCAUCCUAACAUAGAUUUAGAUCAAAGAGAGUCUCAAUAUGUUUCAAAAAGGUUUUUAGUUGUUGAUCCCAUAUUGAGAAAUAUAAUACCCCUUUUUUGUUUGGGAUGUCUGAGAAAAAAAAAAUUGAUAUAUACACUUUUGUAUUACCAGUUUGAGUGUUUGUAACACAAGGAAUGAUUUAAAAAUAAAAAAUAAACUGAGUUUCUUAGGCAUUAAUCUGUCUAUAUAGUGAAAUGAUCUAAAAGCAUACUGUUCAAGAUCCUUUUGUAUGAACAAACCUCAAAAGAAAGACACUAAGAAUUACAAAGUAUAAAAAUGCAAAUCGUUGAAGCUUGCAGGUCAAGUUAUCAAACAUUCUCUUCCUCCAUCGUCACUGUUUGAUAAUUACUACUACUGUCAACAAACCAACACACAAGAAACACAAUUCUUCAUCAAAAGAUAACCAUCACGAGACACAACAGAGGAUAGAUAUCUUGUCGGAAUCGGUUGUUACCUGGAUUCGAAACCAACCAAAGUAUUAGGGCGCAUAGAAUGAGAAGGAGAGGGAUGAAAUGGAUAGCGUUCUCCGCGGAUCUGAUUCUUGAUUUGUCCUUCUUCCCAGGGUAAGAGUUUGGGUCGUACCUAGGCAGAAGAAGCUGGACAUCUUCUAAAUCUGUGGAGCUUUGGAUUCGAGGAGGAGACGGUGAUGGUGAAGGAGGUUUCGCUGAUAGUUGGUCGGAAACUACGGAGGCGCUCGCAGAUCGACGCAUGUCUUUCUUCUUACUUACUUUACGC
Eruca vesicaria subsp. sativa (arugula) is the source of this 2713-nucleotide messenger RNA. The record is from the annotation of a GenBank genome assembly. NCBI's taxonomy places the organism in Eukaryota, Viridiplantae, Streptophyta, Magnoliopsida, Brassicales, Brassicaceae.